AAAAGAUGGCGUAUGUGGCGAGGUCUUACGUCCUGAACAAGAAAAGGCAAGAACAGGCAGGUAAUCAACGAUGCCAGAAAUGUUUGCAAGUGGGUCAUUGGACGUACGAAUGCAACAAUAAACGAAAAUAUUUGCAGCGAGAUUCAAGAACAGCGGUGAUGAAAAAGAAAAUCAAGUUAGCCAGUUCUUCUCACGAUAAUAAUGAUUCAAGUAAAAGUGAAGCAGUCAGGAAGGAAAAGAGCACGCCAAAUAAAAGUGGCAGCGAAAGCAGCGACAACAAUGACGAGUCUGAAUCUGAUGAAUCUUCCACAACAGACAGCAGUGAUUCAUCUGAUGACAGCAGUAGCUGUAGUUCUCCCAGCUCCAGCAGCAGUGAUAAAAGUAGUAACUCUAGUAAUUCAAAGGAAUCAGACAGCGAUAAUGAACGGAAAUCGAAAAAGCACAAGUCAAAGAAGCGUUGAGCUGAUAUGAGAGCCACAGAACACGAGAAUCACACCACCAUAUUUAGAGGAUGAUAACAGUGUUAUACACGAGGUGACCUGGGAACAGGUUUUGAUGUCAUCCUUCUCUGCUGCAGGUCUUGUAGAAGGACUGCUUUGUUUGAUUGCAAAUGUCAGCAAAACGGAUAGUUCACUGCUAUAUCAGAGUCAUGUUUUGUGUGCUAGGGCAUUUCUUCUCCAAGACCACGUAUUACCGUUAUGUUUCCCUUUUAUUCUACAAACAUCAAACGAACAAGGAAAGCCAAUGAAUCCCCAAGUAAUUUGGUUUCAUUUUGUUUCCAGAUUCAGUCGUGCUUAGCAGAUGUUCUGUAAGGUGGGCGAGAGUGGUUUGAAAAAACCCUGAAAAUGUCAAAAUCGGCGCACGAGUGUUUUAAAGUUACACGCACCAGCUGUUUUGAAACGGUGUGUGUUCUUUCUGGGCGACGUGAGUGUUUAAACGGGGCAUGCGUUGGUUUAUUGAAGCGGCACUUCAGAUAUCAAGUCCUUCUCGACGUUUUAGACGUUAUUAGGCCAUACAGUAUAGAGAACGUCCUCCUUUCUGGGUGGCACUUUGCAAUUAUGUUUAAUUGCACUUGAACGAAAUCUUAAAUUCUCUUGGAGAAAUAUUUAAAAACAGGCUUUUUUAUAUGUAAAUUUUGAUGUAUCAAUAAAUUUGUCAUUUCGUUUUGUUA
Stylophora pistillata is the source of this 1171-nucleotide messenger RNA. RefSeq lists its product as uncharacterized. The record is from RefSeq and is a predicted model, not a curated record. Lineage: Eukaryota; Metazoa; Cnidaria; Anthozoa; Scleractinia; Pocilloporidae. Gene Ontology annotation, molecular function: zinc ion binding; nucleic acid binding.